Nezara viridula (southern green stink bug) is the source of this 2981-nucleotide messenger RNA. The record is from the annotation of a GenBank genome assembly. NCBI's taxonomy places the organism in Eukaryota, Metazoa, Arthropoda, Insecta, Hemiptera, Pentatomidae.
AUCGGAAUUCGGAUAUAUACGAAGAACUGUUUUCCCCAGUUUGGCAAUUCUUUCACCUAACUAUAACGUAAACUGUAGUAUUAGUUUGCUCGCACAUUUGUAUUGCAAUUAAUGUGGCUGGACUUAAGAAACUUACACCGUAAACAUUAAACCAAACUCUAAAACUUCGUCAGCCAUGUUUAAAGCUAACGAGUUGAACUGCUUCUAGGGGCUGUAUGGCAGUGAAAAUAGCGGCAAAUAUUCUUGUCGAAUUUUUUUCAUUACAAUUUGCCUGUUUUUUCCUGUUAUCGAGCCGCGAAUCGUAGCAGAAGAUUAACUGUAGCAUAAUUAUGCCGAAACCUACCACAUUUUAAAUUAUAAGCGGUUUUAAUGCAGAUUUCGGUUACGUGCUCAGGUUACUGUUUAUCUUGACAACAAUUUAAAAACUGUUGAGUUACUUAUCAGGAAAGAGUCGUUAAAAUGGAUUCCAAGGAUUGGGCACAGAUGCCUGUUUGUACAGCUAUGGAUACUUUAUCCUCAGCUCUCAAAAGUAACAUCAUUCCCAAUCAAGAAUAUCUUCUCCAGGGCAGUGUCUUAGAUUCGGCUGUGGAAGUUCUGUUGCAUCGCCUGAGAGGACUUUGUGACAAUGUGGACACAGGACCGGAGACAUUUCACGAUCAUGAAAUGUGUUUCAGUAUAUUAAAUGUAGAAAGUGGUACAAGUCCUCAACCCUUGCUGUUAAGAGUAAGACGAGCAUUGGAUUACCAGGAUAUGCCCUGGCAACUUAGAUAUAUCGGGCAGCCAGAAGGAACAGGAGAUAAAUCACGCCCAACGAUAGUCAGAAGUAGUAUUGACAUCGGUACCACAUCUGCAGUUGUAGAUUUCCUCACAGAAAUGGGUUGCAGAAUGGACUUUGAAUAUAUUGUCAGAGGAUACAUGUUCCGCAAAGGCCGUAUGAAAAUUACUGUAUCAAAAAUAUUUAAGAUGGGCCAAGGUAAGCCACCAGAAAGCGUUGAACCGAUAUCUCAGUCAUAUUUGGUCGAGCUCAGUGUUCUUGCUCCAAGUGGUCAAGAUGCCAUUGCCGAAGAUAUGAAAAGUUUUGCCGAUCAGUUAAGGCCGUUAGUCAUUCUUGAUAAAGUAGAUUAUAAACGUUUACCAAUGCCUAUAGGUUAGGCAUCUGAUAUAUUUUAUCAAAAUAUGCUCUUGAAUAACAUUGUAAAUAAAUUACUAGCUUGAGGAAAACAUUUAAAGACUGAAUAGUUUCUGAAUUCUUUAUAUUUAUUUAUACGAUGUAGUGUGAAACAUCCAAAAAUGUAUAGUCUUUAAAUAUAUAUAUCAUCGUUUUAUUGGGAAAAAGUCACUAAGUACAUUUUUAUGAAUUAUGGCCUUAUUUACUGAUACAAAAACACAUUGUUGCACAAAAACGACACCAAUCCUUUUAUACGUAUUAAAUAUUUAUACCCGCUUUACUAUGAUUUUAUUUCACUGACGGAAAAUCCAUCAAAGUAAUUUGCCAAUUCCUUCUGCCUUGGCAAAAUCCAAAACCAUCUUAUAUUUAUAAAUAUUAUUCAAAACAUGAAAGUGUUUAAUCAACUGAUACUUUUGAGUUACCUGGUUGCCACGGACUGCUAUCCACCAUUAUUUAUAACCUAAACACUGAUAAUACCUACCUUCUUAUUCAUAUUUAUGGAAAUUAAAAGAAAGAUAACAAUAAAAUAAAGAAGAAGAAGAAACAAUAAAAUAGAAAGAAAGAUAACAAGAAAAGAAAAUAAAAAAAACAAUAAUAAAACACUUUUAUUUUACAUUUUAAAUACACUCUAAUAGAUUUGUGGCUUUCUCUCUUUUAUUUUUAUAACAAAACACUCAUCAGUUUCCCGAAUAAACAUCUAUUCUUCAAGAAGCACUCCCUACAUGAUUUUUUAUUCUAGAAAAGACUUUCGUCUGUCAGGCCCUCCAAUUUUUUUAGUUGGCCUAUAUGUUAUAAAGGUAAUUCUUAACCCCUCUGACCAUGUUCCUUUUCUUAUAAAGUUUUUUUCCUGCAACUUUGACGAAAACUUUUCCAUUUGGUCUUUUUUUCAAAUUCCAUUUUAUGACUUUCUUCACACGAUUUCAUUUUUUAAAUUAUUCCAAACUUCGAAAGUAUUUCACAGCUUCUUCUUCCAAAGAGGGCAAAUGCCAAAGUGUUAUUAUAUCCACUUUAAUAAGAAAAUAACAAAACAAAAUACUAAAAACUAUUGAAUAACACACAUAUAAUUAAGCAGAGAUUAGUGAUAAGAAGGUAGGUUCUGCGGCGACCAGCUAAAUCCCUAGUACCAAUAAAAUUAAUCAUUUAAGUGAAAAAAAACAAAAAACAAUGCUUCAAGAACUUAAAAACACUUUCUUAACAAAGUAUGUUUUAACUGUUUCAAUAAGAUAUUUUAUAUUUAAUUAUUAUAAUUAUAGUGAAAUCAUAUUUUUAAGUUAAGCAGUUAUCUGAACCUUGAUGUUUUAUCUGCUUAAACAAACAUGUACAAAAUAUAGCGUGAAGCUUUAAAAACCAUUUCUUUGUGUUUAAUUUGUAUCUUAAUAUACCGCAUGCUAUAAGACUUCAUAAGUCAUUACAAAAUCCACUUAACACUUGCAAAAUUUAACUGAAGAAUAUAAAAAAAAAAUAAUAUAGAAAGACAAGAAUAUUAAUAUGACGAGUAGUUUUAAAUUUAUAUAAAGUUUUCACUUAAUAGAGAUUUUCAUAUAAUCUCUGUUUUAUUUGUUUCCAGUAAAUGGUUGCAAUGUUUUCUUUUUAACUUGUUAAUAUUCAGCAUUCAGGUAUUUGGUUUAAAUUUUAAAGUGGCAUUAGCACAUUGCAGGAAUGUGUUUUUUUUUAUUUUCUUAAAGCAGUAUGUAUUUGUAUAUAUUUUUAUUAUUUGUAAUUAUUAUUCAUUUUAAAGUUUAUCAUUGUUUUAGGCUGUGAAAAUAAACUUGUUUUAUAAUUUAAUUUUGUUUAAUUUCUUCCACUACCAAAC